AUGCCUCUGCAGUGCAGUUCAGACAAUUGUACAAGGAAUGUUGCCGUGAAACGGGCACUAGAUGACGCACCUCUUUGUGCUCCAUGUUUCAGUAGGGGAUUCGAGGAGGAAGUUCACAAAACUAUUACUUCUGCAAAUCUGUUUCACCGAGGGGAACGUGUAGCCAUUGGUGCGUCCGGAGGCAAGGAUUCAACUGUACUAGCUUAUGUUAUGAAAACGCUCAAUGAACGAUACGACUACGGGUUGGAUUUGGUUUUAGUAUCUAUCGAUGAAGGGAUCAAGGGAUAUCGUGAUGAUUCUUUGGAGGCUGUGCAGAGGAAUCGCGUUGAAUAUUGUAUGCCGUUAACCAUAAUUACCUACAAAGAUCUCUAUGGCUGGACAAUGGACGAAAUCGUAGCGAAGAUAGGGAAGAAAAACAACUGCACGUUUUGUGGUGUCUUUCGUCGACAAGCACUGGACCGGGGCGCACACAAAGUGGGUGCAUCCAAAUUGGUGACCGGUCACAACGCAGAUGAUAUGGCGGAAACUGUACUGAUGAACGUACUCCGUGGAGAUGUUGCCCGGCUCCAACGUUGCACCAGCGCGCUCACUGGUGAAGAUGGUGAACUUCCCCGAGCAAAACCGCUGAAGUACUGCUUCGAGAAGGAUAUUGUCAUGUACGCACGAUUAAACAAGUUGGAUUACUUCUAUACGGAAUGCGUUUAUGCUCCAGAUUCGUACCGCGCAUACUCCAGAACGUUUAUCAAAGAUCUUGAACGAAUGCGACCGGAAAGCAUUCUAGCUUUAAUCAAAUCGGGGGAAUCGGUCAUUGUAAAAACAGAAGUAGCUAUGCCGACGUUGAUCAACUGCACUAGGUGUGGGUAUAUUUCGAGUCAAUCUCUGUGCAAAGCAUGUUUGUUGUUGGAGGGUUUGAACACUGGACAAACUGGUAUGGGCAUUAAGAAAAAGACGAAGAAAAUCUCUGUUGUUGACGAGGAAAACCUCAAAACAAGCUGCGGUGGUGGAUGUGACUGUGAAGAUAAUGUUACCACUUCAUUUUAA
This is a messenger RNA of Cooperia oncophora, 1041 nucleotides long. Lineage: Eukaryota; Metazoa; Nematoda; Chromadorea; Rhabditida; Trichostrongylidae. The record is from the annotation of a GenBank genome assembly.